Messenger RNA from Mugil cephalus (flathead mullet), 2669 nucleotides. It is a transcript of the gene tap1, whose product is annotated as transporter 1, ATP-binding cassette, sub-family B (MDR/TAP). The coding region runs from base 330 to 2558 and encodes 742 amino acids. Gene Ontology annotation, biological process: transmembrane transport. Gene Ontology annotation, cellular component: membrane. Gene Ontology annotation, molecular function: ABC-type oligopeptide transporter activity; ATP binding; ATP hydrolysis activity. The transcript has 13 exons. Lineage: Eukaryota; Metazoa; Chordata; Actinopteri; Mugiliformes; Mugilidae. The record is from RefSeq and is a predicted model, not a curated record.
UUAUUUUAUAUAUUUCUAAAGUUCCUAUUGGUGUAAACACGACAAAACUUAAAUGAAGGUAAAAGUCAAACUAAACUUUUACGCCACAGUGCGCCAGAUAAUUAGGGACUUUCCGUUUAUGGGGCGUCAUAAAUAGUAAGUUUCGGUUUCGGUAUUGAGUCGAAGCUUAGGUGGCUGUGGUGUGGACAGGCUGCCUGUUGGAACGAACAUUUAAAAGCACAUUUAGCUGCUUUAGCUUCUUUAUUUUGGGCUAAUAUUGUUAUUUUAAGUGUUGGGGCGUUCGCGACUGCAAACCAGGAUCCUCUAAAGGAAUAAAAGACCUGUGAGUUAUGCAGAAAAUGAGCUACUUCUUCCCUCUGCUGUGCGUGUGCCUGGAUGUGUGCCUGGUGCAGGCCGUCCGCCUGGCCCAGCUCUCGCCCCUCCUCCUCGCCCAUCCUUUCGUCACCAUGUGGGGGGGAGCGCUGGCCAGGGCCUCCCUCCAGGUCUUCCUCGCCCUCACCUACCCAGGGAGCCUCCCGUCCAUGAAGAGCUUCGAGGGCCUCCACAACCUCGGGGUCCUCUGCUUCCACUUCCCGGCGUACACCACCCUCCUCUGGGGGCUGGGGCAGUCGACCGUGGAGGAGCUGUGGGGGUGGCACUCCUGGGAACGGGUGCUCCAGGGUUACGUUGUGACGAUGGUGGCCUGGCUCUACUGGAGCCGAUACGUGUUGUCUCUUCUUCUCUCCUGGGGACGAUACAUCUCGUCUCUGUUCAGGAGGACGCCGUCGAAGGAGGAGGAGCCCAGAGAGGACACCAGCACCAGCUCUCUGAAAAGACUGCUGGGAUACAUGACGCCAUAUUUCUGGCGAUUUGUCGUCGUCCUGUGUCUCGUGGUCCUCUCGUCUUAUGGUGAAAUGGCCGUUCCUCAGUACACUGGUCGAGUCGCUGACUGGAUCAUAAACGAAGAAGCACCCGACGCCUUCACAAACGCCAUCACAAUCAUGACGCUGAUGACUCUCGCCAGUGCUGUCCUUGAGUUCGUAUGUGACCUCAUCUACCAUAUCACCAUGAGCCAGAUUCACACCUCAGUGCAGGCGGUCGUCUUCCAGGCUGUGCUGAAACAGGAGAUAGCUUUCUUUGAUGAAACUCCAACAGGUGAACUGGUUUCCCGCAUAACCACCGAUACCAACGAUAUGAGCGAGGCCCUGAGCGAGAAGCUGAGCCUCGUGAUGUGGUACACGGCACGUUUCGGCUUCCUCGUGUUCUUCAUGGUGAGCCAGUCGUGGAAAAUGACCCUGCUCACCUGCAUGGGACUGCCCAUCAUCUGGGUCAUACCCGAGCUCACCGGACACUUCCACCAGACCAUCGCACGGAAAGUUCAGGAGUCUCUGGCCAAGGCCAACCAGGUGGCAACGGAGACGUUCUCGUCCAUGAAGACAGUGAGGAGUUUCGCCAAUGAGGACGGCGAGACAGAGAGGUACAGACGACGGCUGGACGACACUUACGCCCUCAACAAAAUGGAGUCGGCAGCUUAUGCAGCUUCUACCUGGGCUAACAGCAUGACCACUUUAGCCUUGAAGGUGUGUAUUCUGUACUACGGAGGGACUCUCGUGACCAGGGGGGCGGUGAGCAGCGGAGACCUGGUGUCGUUUGUCCUCUACGAGCUGCAGUUUGCCUCCGCUGUUGAGGCGGUCAUGCGUUAUUACCCAGAGGUGAAGAAGGCAAUCGGUGCCUCGGAGAAGAUCUUCGAGUAUUUGGAUCGGAAACCCCAAAUACCCCCAGAGGGCACGUUGGCGCCGGAAAACCUUCAGGGACACAUUCAGUUCAAAAACGUCACGUUUUCCUACCCGGGAAAGACCAGUGAAACUGGUUUUAGUCUGAAAGAUGUGUCUCUGGAGGUGAAGCCAGGUCAGAUCACUGCCCUCGUGGGGCUGAACAGAUCGGGGAAGUCUACCUGUGUCAAACUGCUGGAGAGGUUUUACCAGCCACAAUCAGGAGAGAUCCUACUGGAUGGGAAGCUGCUGAAAGACUACAAAGACCAGUACUUGCAUGACAAGAUCGCUGUGGUGAGCCAGGACUGUGUUCUCUUUGCUCGCUCUGUGCGUGAGAACAUAAAGUACGGCUGUGAGGACGCCUCUGACGAGGAGAUGUUCAAGGCGGCCAAGAUGGCCAGCGCCCACGAUUUCAUCGAGGGCCUGUCAAAAGGAUACGACACAGAUGCUGGAGAGAAAGGAGGCCAGGUGUCUGGAGGCCAGAAGCAGCGCAUCGCCAUUGCUAGAGCUCUAAUCAGACGCCCGAAAAUCCUGAUCCUUGACAACGCCACCAGUGAUCUAGACACAGAGAAUCAAUACCAGGUCCACCAGGCUCUGUUGAAGCAGAGAAACAAAUGCUCCGUGCUACUGAUAUCUAACACCAUGAGUGUUGUGGAGAAGGCCGAUCAUAUAAUUGUCCUCAACAGCGGGAUGGUAGAGGAGGAAGGCCGUCAUGACGAGCUGAUGCAGAAAGGCGGCUUAUACGCUGACCUGGUGGAGAAACAGAACAGAGGCUUCCACCGCGAAGAGAACAACGACGAACCGUGACGCGUCUGAGUGGCAGGGAAAUGACAUGAAGGUUGCCGGUUGAGGACUAACGCCUUGUUCAGACUGAUUUUGACAUGUCCAGAUUUGAUCCAGAUUUUUAUUUUUAUUUUU